Molecule: messenger RNA, 615 nt
Organism: Dibothriocephalus latus
Lineage: Eukaryota; Metazoa; Platyhelminthes; Cestoda; Diphyllobothriidea; Diphyllobothriidae
Source: the annotation of a GenBank genome assembly
UGCGAACGAAGAAUCCUGGCCUGCUUCACGAUUGAUGUCGGACAGGUUCUGCUAGCUCUCGGCCCCCCAGUGGAGGCAGCCUUCUCGACCUGCACUGUGGACAGUAUCUACGCAAAUACGCCAGCCAUCCAGGCCUCCAUCCACCAGCAUCUUGAGCAGAGCAGUCAGCAGGCGUUUGGAAUCGAGGUGUUGCUUGAAGAAGUCAAGCUAAUUGCCCUGCAGUGUGCAGCAGUUCUGAAAAGAAUGCACAACCUGAGUGAAUUGGCACCGGAUAAGGAACCAGAGCCCGUAGUGGAGCCGAUUCUACGCGAAGAGCAGCAGCUACACAGAGACCCAUCUCUACUUGAGGAGUAUUCGUUGGUCCUCUUUCGGGCACUGGAUUUCAUUAAGGAGUGCGUGAACCGCAAACAACAACUCUGUGACACUUUUAAAGAAUUGGUGAAUCUUCUGGGUGGGAGAGAGCCCGGGACCUCACCGGAAAACACAGAAUGUUCGCAGGGAUCUGCUUUAUCUGAGAAGGAGACAGCGCCACUUACGGUAGCGGCUUCCGCAGACAUUAACAGGGUCCUGCAGAUAUUGGUGGACAAAAUGAAGGAGGAAAAGAAUAUACAGUAA